AAUUCACCAACUUGGCAGCGUCGAUGAUACGGUCCAACUACCGCCUUUCAGACUGAUCCAUGACAUCCUACGCGGUGCGCAACUACAGCUAUGCCUGGCAAUGAGGACAAAGCAGAUGUCUUCGCCAUUCCCGACCUAUGGCAGACCCCCAAGUUACUUGAUCAGCUAGGUCAAGCCGGCGAGCCUCCGUACUUUGCGACGGAGCUCAAAGAUAGCCUCGAUUCCAGUCUGCUGCAGCUUGCUCCGCUUGCAGUCGAGCAGCAUGGCUUCUUCAAGCUCCCAUCUCUCGAAGCCUCUACAGUCGUCGAACCCGACGCCAACGUAGCUUCCGACGACGCAGAGACGACGGUGGAGAGCACGCCAGACAUCGAACCUACCGACGAUAUGUGGAUGGGACUAGAGAAAGCGCCAGAGAAGACCGCUGAGCACAGGACUUGGGAUGCGUUCCUCAACGCGACUUCUGCGACGACCCAACCCCCGCUGAUCACCGAAGCUGGCCCUACUACCUACGACGCCUUACUGUGCUGGUCAAUCGAUCCCUUGCGACUCGACAACUCUGACGUGCCUGUUGUGGAAACAAAGACAUACAUUUCUUCAUUGCUGGCGCUUGCGAUUGGCCAGGAGUCAGUGUUCUUCUUACGAGACGACAAGAGUCGGAGAUUCACCUCUGCUCUACCGAAGAUGCGGAUUUCGGGAUAUUCAAGACAUGUGCUGCAGGGUCUAGAGAAGCAAUGCUUUCGCUGCGGCUCGAUCUUCUUAGAGCUGCGGGCAUUUGUCCAAUUGACCUACUCCAAGCGUUCGACGCGAUGCGGCGUCGCUCUAGCCAGCGCCCUCGAGCAGAUUCUAAAAGAUUCUCAAGAGCAUGUAGCGGUCCACGGACACAACCCGCGAUCACUUCUAAGCCUUCAAUCGACAAUCAAGGGCUUGUUGGCUAUCCUGGAGCCGUUCCACAGGCUCACGUCGAAACUUCGCCGAGGUUAUGCUGAUGAAGAUGUUCUCUCCAUCGUUUUCCACGAAGCAUACUCGGUCGACCAUCGCGAAGAGCAGCUACGUGAAAUCAUGCGAGAGGUGUUGCAGCGAGUUUCUCGACCCUGGAUUGAAUUCCUCGAGGAGUGGAUUGGUACCAGACGGGAAGAGGGGAUACCAUUGACAAAGUCCAGUGUGGGUGAGAGCAAGGGCUUUAUCAAGGUCGACGUAGAAACCUACAUGGAUGACUUUGGCCUGGAAGUGGAGGAUAUCGACUUCCGCUUGGACGAUGCCAAGAUGCCCCAUUUCAUGCCUCAUGAUAUUGCCAAGUCCAUUUUCGAGACGGGCAAGAACCUGCGCUUCAUCAGAAGCUGCCAUCCAGAACACCCAUUGGCAAACCAUGAAAUCCUCGCUUUGACGCACCCCCCGAGGACUGAGUGGCUUUACGACUGGGAUGCCAUAUUACAGUUGGAGAUUCGGGUUUCUGAAUAUCGGGACAACCUACUUGGUGCCAUCCAGAAGAGCCGCUCGGACACACAGUCCUCCCCUCCAGCAAGGGGAAGCUUGCUUCCACCAUGGCCUCAGACUGAACUGCAGUUCUUUGGUGUAGAAGAACAGAAGAUUGAAGAACGCUUACUGGCAUCCAUCGACCAGUUUAAUCAACCCCUUGCGGAUGCUGGUGCUAACGAUUCGCUCAGCCUUGUGGUUCGUCAACGUCUUUCUGGCCGAUAUCAGUCUCCCUCAAACUCCUUCAACUUUGCGCCACAUUGGUCCUUGCUUCCUGUCCUAUCCUUUGGUGGUAUCACUUCUGCUCAGUCUCAGGUCGUUAACCAGGAGAGCUUAAGACUUCUCUUUACGCAUCAUGACUUAAGGAGUCAUCUCAAGAUGCAUCGUGAUUUCCACCUGUUUGGCAAUGGUCUAUUUUCGAGCCGCCUCUCUCAUGCUUUGUUCGAUCCAGACUUGGAAACCGCCGAGAGACAGGCUGGAGUUGCACGCCAGGGAGGCGUCAUGGGUCUCCGACUAGGCGGCCGAGACAGCUGGCCUCCCGCAAGCUCCGAGCUUCGGCUGGCCCUUAUGGGGGUGCUGGUAGAAAGCUUCGGAUCAGAAAACGGGUUCUCAAAAGAGACGCUAAGCAGCAUAUCUAGGGACUCGUCAGAAUUGCCUGGAGAGCUGAGCUUUGCUGUCCGUGACUUGUCGGAGGAAGAGAUUGAGAAGUGCAUGAACCCAGAUUCAUUGGAGGCGCUGGACUUCCUCCGCCUAUCAUACAAGGCUCCAGUCCCCUUGUCGAGUAUCAUCACUCCAGUGCUUCUAACUCAGUACGAUCGCAUUUUUAAGCUCUUGUUGCGAAUUCUGCGAGUGCUCUACGUCGUCAACCAGUUAUUUCGGGACGUCAAUGCAAGAACAAGUCGAUGGAACGAUCCGGAGAACGCCUCGUAUCGAUUUACUCGGGAAGCACAUCACUUCAUCUCGGGUAUCACCUCGUACUUCUUGGAUGCAGGGGUUGCGAUCCCAUGGCAAGCAUUCGAGGCGAAGCUGGAUCAGAUCCAAUCCGACCUGAACAAGCCCAAUUCUAAAGGCUCUCAAGAAAAGAUGGAGAGCCCCGAUAGGCUUAGGGAACUUCAUUCUCAAGCCCUCGACCGGAUUAUGCUUUCCCUUUUCCUAAGGAAGCGGCAGCAACCAGUGCUCAACUUGCUCGAGGAAAUCUUUGCGGCGGUGCUCCAGUAUGCAAAGUACUCCAGAAUGCAAGCGUUAGGAAGGGCCACAGGCAGUGAUAAAUCCACAAAGCCGGAAGAGUUAUAUCGGAAAUUCAAGAAGAAGGUUCAGAUAUUCAUUACUGUCUGCCGAGGACUGACAGAGAAGAGUCGGUUUGGUAGCAGUAAGGGGGGUGACGACUUGGGCCUGAAGCAGGAUGGCAUUGGCGAAGAUCACCUAGUUGCACAGCUACUGAUGAAGCUGGACGCGAACGAUUACUACUCUAAACACUAGUAGAUAGUUGAAAUUCAAACUCGAAAGAAAACAAAGAAAAACAUGGUCAUUUCCCA
Ilyonectria robusta is the source of this 3008-nucleotide messenger RNA. RefSeq names its product Spc98 family-domain-containing protein. The transcript is spliced from 2 exons. NCBI's taxonomy places the organism in Eukaryota, Fungi, Ascomycota, Sordariomycetes, Hypocreales, Nectriaceae. Gene Ontology annotation, cellular component: centrosome; spindle pole; equatorial microtubule organizing center. The coding region runs from base 91 to 2952 and encodes 953 amino acids. Gene Ontology annotation, biological process: spindle assembly; meiotic cell cycle; mitotic cell cycle. Gene Ontology annotation, molecular function: microtubule minus-end binding; gamma-tubulin binding. The record is from RefSeq and is a predicted model, not a curated record.